AUGGGGAGGGAAAAAGCAGGAUCUAAGCAAGAGGGUCUGGCUGCAGACCCAGGGGCGAGUGGAGCUCCACUCAAGAGCGGAAAUGCGUCACCUCCACUAGCGACGCGUCCGUCAUGUUGGUCCGGGCAAGACUGCCAUAAAACUGAUGAAGGUGUGUUUGGUGCUGAUGAAGAUGAAGUGAAGCCAGUGUCAGUGAUGGAGGGAGAUUCUGUCACUCUAAACCCUGAUCUCACUAAAAUACAGGGAUUUAAUCAGAUACUUUGGAGGUUUGGCAGUCAGGGCUCUACCAUUGCUAGAAUUGUUGAAAAGGUGAUCUCAGAUGAAGAAGAGGAGAUAUUCAGAGGCAGACUGCAGCUGGAUCAGACUGGAUCUCUGACCAUCAAGAACAUGAAAACCAAACACUCUGGUCGUUAUAAAGCAGAGAUCAGCCACAGCGCUGGGGCGUUGUUCACAAUAUUCAUUGUUACCGUCUAUGAGUCUCCGGCUGUUGUUGAUCCUGCUAAAGGUGAAAUGAAGAUUGUGUCAGUGACGGAGGGAGAUCCUGUCACCCUUCAGACUGAUGUUACUGAACUACAGGGAGAUGAGCUGAUAGUGUGGAGGUCUGGAGACCUCAUAGCUAAACAUGAUACAGAGGCCAAGAGCUCAAGAUUAUAUGAUACUGAAGAGAGAUUCAGAGACAGACUGCAGCUGAAUGAUCAGACUGGAUCUCUGAUCAUCACAAACACCAGAACCACAGACUCUGGACCUUAUACAGUGAAGAUCAGCAGCAGAAAACAGACUUCAGACAAGAGAUUCACUGUCAGUGAUUCAGGUCUGUCUCCAUAUGCUAUAGCAUGGAUAGUUGUUGUUGUUCUGCUGGUGUCUGCAGCUGCUGUUGGUUUGAUGUACUUAUGUCGCCCCAGGACCACUAAUCUACCAGGCCAAACGUGGUCAGUGCUGCCGGGAGAUGAUAUCACUCUAAACCCUGAGACUGAAAUACAGACCAGUGAUGAGAUACAGUGGCUGCACGGAGAUGAAGAGACUCUCAUAGCUGGAAUCAGAAGAGAUAACAGAGAGAUGAACACAUAUUGGGGUCCUGAUGAGAUAUUCACGUACAGACUGAAGCUGGACAAGACGACUGGAUCACUGACCAUCAAGCUCAUCGAUACUGAACAUGCUGGACUUUAUACUCUGAAGAUCAGAAGAGGCAGAGAAACCUUACACAAAAGAUUCAUGGUUUCUAUCGAAGAGAGGAAGAUAAGAGUGACGGAGGGAGAUCCUGUCACUCUAUACUCUGAUACUGUAAUACAGACAGAUGAUGAGAUGCAGUGGCUGUUUGAUGAUGAAGAGCAGCAGACUGUCUUGGCUGAAAUCAAGACCACAGAGGUGACUAAAUAUGAUGGUCCUGAUGAGAGAUUCAGAGACAGACUGGAGCUGGGCGCGGAGACAGGAUCACUGACCGUCACAAAGUACACAGCUGCACACUCUGGAGUCUACACUCUGAAGAUCAGAAGAGGCACAGAAACCUCUUACAGAAGAUUCUACAUUUCUGUUGAACCGAGGGAGAUAGAAGUGAUGGAGGGAAAAUCUGUCACUCUAAACCCUGCUACUGAAAUAAACAAAGAUGAUGUGAUACUGUGGCUGUUUAGUGAUGAAGAGCAGCAGACUCUUAUAGCUGAAAUCAAAGGAGAGACCAAAGUCUUUACACGUGAUGAUGCUGCUGGUGGGAGAUUCAGAGACAGACUGAAGUUGGACGAGACGACUGGAUCUCUGACCAUCAACAACACCAGAACCACAGACUCUGGAGCCUAUAAACUACAGAUCACAUCCAGCAGAGGGGCUUCAGACCAGACAUUUAUUGUCACUAUCAAAGAUAAAGUGGAGAAGAAAUUACUGAACGAGGGAGAUUCUGUCACUCUAAACCCUGAUACUGAAAUACAGAGAGAUGAUCAGAUCCUGUGGAUGUUUGGAGCUCAAGACGAUCUCAUCGCUCAAAUCAGAGGAGGGACUGUAGAGAUAUAUGAUGAUGGUAUUAAUAAGAUAUUCAGAGACAGACUGAAGCUGGACAGGACGACUGGAUCACUGACCAUCACAGACAUCUCAACUGAACACACUGGACUUUAUAAACUAUUGACCAUCAGCAGCAGCAGAGGGAUCUUGUUCAAGAAAUUUAAGGUUUUAAUACACUUGGAGUAUGUGUCAGUGACUGCAGGAGAGUCUGUCACUCUAAAGACUGGUCUUACUGGAGAACAUACAGCUGAUGAGAUACAGUGGAGGUUUGGAGAUGAAAACUCUCUCAUAGCUGAAAUCAAAGGAGGGACUGGAAAGACACAUGUUGGUCCUGAUGAGAGAUUAAGAGACAGACUGAUGCUGAACAACACGACUGGAGAUCUGACCAUCAAGAACUCUACAGCUGAACAUGCUGGAUGUUAUAAACUGAAGAUCCGCAGCAGUGAAGGGGACACAAGCAGGACAUACAUUGUUAAUAUCAGAGUGAGGUAUAAGACAGUGACUACGGGAGAGUCUGUCACUCUAAAGACUGGUCUUUAUAAUAUACAGACAGAUGAUGAGAUACAGUGGAGGUUUGGAGAUGAAAACUAUCUCAUAGCUGAAAUCAAAGAAGGGACCGUAGAGACAUACAAUGUUCCUGAUGAGAGAUUCAGAGACAGACCGGAGCUGAACGAGACGACUGGAGAUCUGAUCAUCAGUAACUCUACAACUAAACAUGCUGGAUGUUAUAAAGUGAAGAUCCACAGCAGUGAAGGGGACACAAGCAGGACAUACAGUGUUUUUAUCAGAGGUGCUGCUGUCACAAAUGAAGCGAGGAAGAAAUCAGAGACGAAGGAGAAGAACGACUCCAGAGAGAACCGAGAGAAUGAAUCAGCGACUGUAGAGAUACCGCUGUUGAAUGGAGAGGAUGUUGGAUGGAGUGAAUGAGGAGGAGGGGACGAGUUCACUUUAAUAACAUAAGACCCGCCCACAAGUGUCAAUCAUUCUGACAUCAUCAACAUUUCAGUUCCAGCUACAACAACAAAACAUUUUUAAUUUGAAAGAUGCUAUGUGUUAUUACUCUGACUCUGCCAACAAAUCUAAAAAUAUAUAUUUUCAACUUUUAUUUAGUUUGGCAAUUUUUUUUUUACCAUAAACAAACAAAUGUAUGGGCUCAAUUCCUUCUUUCACAUUUUCUGAUCGAGGUUGACUCACUGCUCGUCUUUUUGUUUGACUGGAAAUAAAAAAUGUGUCAGGUUUUUGAAACUAUAUGAAAAAUUAAUUUCUAUUGACUCUAAGUUCAGACAGCUCUCUUUCGUUGCUCUUAUUAUUAUUAUUAUAUUUUCCCCUUAUUGUAAGCUAUCUACCCCUUUAUUUUGUUUUAAUUUUCCUAAUUGUAUGUAUAAAGUUAUUCUUACUUAGUUAUCCUCUUUUCUUUGAUAAUGUUCUCCUGAAAGUGUUUGUAUAUUUUCAUCUUUUUUUAUUAUUAUUAUUUAACCCUUUACUGCAUGCAUUAUGAUGGACCUAUAAAAAAAUAUAUAUAUUUGA
Onychostoma macrolepis is the source of this 3516-nucleotide messenger RNA. RefSeq lists its product as uncharacterized. NCBI's taxonomy places the organism in Eukaryota, Metazoa, Chordata, Actinopteri, Cypriniformes, Cyprinidae. The transcript has 13 exons. Bases 1 to 2916 code for a protein of 971 amino acids. The record is from RefSeq and is a predicted model, not a curated record.